UAUGUUGCCAGGAUAUCUCUAUAAAGCAUGGUUUCGUUGUUGUUCCGAUAAUUUCCAGAUUUGUAGAUAUCAAGGCCGUCUCGACGAUGCAAAAAAAUUUUUGGAUGAGGCCAUAAAGAUUUCUUCGGAAAAUAAUAAUAAAGAAGAUUAUUAUACCACUCGAGUAUAUGAAGCAGAUUGGUUAUUAGCUAUAGGUCUUUUGAAUAAGGCGAUUGAUGAAAUAUUACUUCCUAUAUUAGAAAAUCAUGAAAUAUCAGAUGAAAUUAGAGGAUUUUUACUACCCUUACGAAAUGCUUCUGAAAGUCUUUACCAGUAG
Molecule: messenger RNA, 316 nt
Organism: Centruroides sculpturatus (bark scorpion)
Lineage: Eukaryota; Metazoa; Arthropoda; Arachnida; Scorpiones; Buthidae
Exons: 2
Coding region: 2-316 (104 amino acids)
Molecular function (GO): protein binding
Source: RefSeq, a predicted model, not a curated record